UUCGUUUACUACGAGGUGUCAUGCAUCGGUCUGUCUCUGUCGAAAUUUGGAAUUUUAUUGUAUACGAAAAUAUCACCUACGUCACGUCAUCUGUCUGAGUGUCAUGUGUUAGCAAGUUCUGGUAUUAUUAUGAAUUUUCGUGGAUUUAACAGCAUUUUUGAGUAGUGUUUAUUUUUUUGAAACAGUAGGUCGAGAACAUGGCGCCCGAACGAGCCGUAACGCCGCAAGAAGAGAGCCGAUUGUCGCCCAAGAUGUCAGUGCCGGCCAGCCCGAUCGCGGGCACCCCGAUCCGCGACGCCCAAUCGCCCAUCUCGAUGCUACUAGCCGUCGCCCAAAGCCGAUCCGACGACGAUCUCACCAACCUGAAUUGGCUGCACGAACGCGACAUUCUAAAAGGCAUGAUCAUCAACCCGUCUCCGAGCGACAGCGCCAACGCCUCGCCGAACAAACACCACCAAACUAGGGAGAACAUCGCCGAGCGAUCCACCCCGAACAGCACCGACGAAUCCGUGGAAUCAUCGGACGGUUACGGCUACAGCAACCCCAAUCAAGCGACGGCGCCGCCGCGCAACAAACACCCCCUGAACGUGCCCUACGAUCCGCGGAUACACACCUCGAACAAGCCGCCCUACUCGUUCUCCUGUCUGAUAUUCAUGGCGAUCGAGGACUCGGUGCAGAAGGCGCUGCCGGUGAAGGAGAUCUACGCCUGGAUCCUCGACCAUUUCCCGUACUUCAAGAACGCCCCCACCGGCUGGAAGAACUCCGUCAGGCACAAUUUGUCGUUGAACAAGUGCUUCCAGAAGGUGGAAAAGGCCGCGGUGAGUAAUUUGGGUAAAGGUUCGCUGUGGACGGUCGAUCCCCAAUACAAACCGAACCUCAUACAAGCGCUCAAUCGAUCCCCCUUUCAUCCCGUAUCCACCUUAGACGCCUCGUACAAAACGGAACGAUCGCCCGACAAGCCGUCGCUCUACCGCCUGCCCAAUCCCGAGCUGUUCCCGUAUUUGGCGCGCAAGCUGGCCUCCGCCGAACUGUCCAACGGCCAGGCGACGGUCAAGCUCGAAGCGCCCCUCCAGGCGGGCGUCAAGACGGAGGACAGCCUCGACGCCGUCGACGCCGCCGCCGUCAUGCUCAGCCUCAAGCACGGCCAGCCGAACAACGGCGACGGCAACGUCGCCGAUUUCCUGCAGGUCAUCACCAACUCGCCCAGCCAGGAUCACACCUACAGCGCCGCCGACGGCGAAAGCGAACACCACGAUGACAGGAUACCGAAGGCGCGCACGUGUCGCCGGAUCGACUUCGAAGACGACGAAGACCGGCGGAUCAAAGAGGGCGCCGAGACGCUGCUCAACCUGGCCGGCAUAACGUUGCGCAAGCGCAGAGAGUCGGUCGACGGGGCGGAGGCGGCUGAGGGGGCGAAGCGGCAGCGGCACCACCACCGGCAGCACGGCGACGAGAACGAGCCGCGCGAGGCGCACGCGCACCACUUCAAGCCGCGGUUGUUGAGGAAAAACAAGAAGGCGUCGAGCGCGGGGGGCGGCGCGAGGCGUCGCGACGACUGGGCGAACAACAACAGGAGGGAUAGGGAGAUCGACCAGAACAGGUAAUCGAUGAUGUUCGGGUUGUUUUUUUUUAUUCGAGUAGCGAAACAAUGAAUCAAUAUUACCAAUUUUAAGAGAUGAAUUAAUUAAAAAAAAAGAAGUUUCUAUAUUCUAUUUGUUGGAAGUAUGUGUAAUAUAUUUUAUGUUUUUGUUCGAUGCCUAUUUGGGGGAGAUAUUGUAUAUAAUGUUUAAGGAUUGUUUUUAAGCUUUAAAGAAAUUUUUUUAAUGAAAUUUAUCUUAGCUUUUUCGUAAUGUGAAACUUGCAGUUUUAGUUGGCGAUUGAAAGGAACCAGCGAAACAUAUCACUCGAUGUAAAUAUUUUAAAUAUUUUUUCUUUUGGAAUAAUUUACUAUUGUCAGGAUCGUUGUAUAUUUUUUUUUAUUAGCUCGAAAGAGAUUUGCGUUGCAUUUAGUCUAGUCAAAUUUUAUUUAUUUCGUUACUCGCUAGUCGAAGAAAUCGUCGCUUUUAUUUAUUCUAAAACGUCUUAUUUUUAUUUUUUUCGAAUCGAUACUGAAAAUUACCGCACUAUUUGUUAAUGAUAUUACUACAUUUGUUUUUUAAUCUAAAGGAUUAAUUCGCUCAAUUAUUCGUAAGCGAAUUUAUUUAAAUUUCUUUUCACGACUAACUAGAACUGUUUCGUUACGUUUCGUUUGCACAGAAUGAGAAAUCAUCGUACUUGUUUUGAUAAAAAAAAUUAUUUUUAAACUUGCCCAUUUUUUUAACGCGUUUCUACAGUUUUAUAUUUUAAUGGAGGAAUUUACAUACUUACAAUUAGUCGAAUAAUCAAUAACAAAAUUAUCUAUUUGUAUUUAUUUGCUCGAUCAUUCUGUGCAAACUACUUUGUUAACAUUUAUUAUUGAUAAUUAUUUAAAGAGGUUUUAUGAAAAUUGUGAUCUUCUCAAUUUUUACGUAGGAACCUUCUAAACUAUAUGCCAAAACAUAGGAAUAAGUUACUUAUUUAACUAAGUAGCCGAGUUAUUUUGUUUUUUCUUUGUAUACAAGUUUGGUUUUUUUAUUAUACGCUAUAUUACUGUUCAUUUGAACUAUUUUAUUGUAAGUUUUUUCUUAAACAAGAAAUUUCGCAUUUAGUAGUCAAAUUGCUGAUUUGUCCAUAAUCCUGAUGAUUGCUUUGAUUGUCCAUAAUCCUAAAUGAUUAUGGAUCGUUCUAGAUGGUUCUAAUUGAUUCUGGAACGUUCUAAAUGGUUCUGGACAGUUCUAGAAUGAAUAGAACUUUUCACCUUGCCUCGUGAAGUGAUUCAGAAAUGCAUAGGUUUUUUUAAUGGAUAUCGAUUUAUGAUUAAUUUGUUGUAAUGUUUGUAUAGUUUUCUUGCUUAAGAAAAUCCGAUUGGAUCGUUUUUUGCUCACUCUAGUUGUACUUUUUUUCGAAGAAAGCAGUACCGAUUGAUGUUUCUGUUUAGCGUGAAAUUCGCCAUUUGAAUUUGUUUUAAUCUUAAACUGGUGUUAUAUAAGAAGUACCAAGUCGCCCGCGAAUUGGUACCUUUAUUUUUAUAUGGAACUAGGCUGUAACUAUUAAUACGAAAAUACAAAACAUUUCGAGGCGUUUGAAACAAACAGAAAAUCUUAUCAUUAAUUUCCGAUGGAUGUUUUGUAUUUUUUAUUUCGAUUUGUCGGUGAUAGAGGAACUGUAGUAUAGAGAAUGGUGCUUUAAAAGAACCAUUGAAAAAAAAACAUUUUAUUUUUGAAAUUCUUAUGUACAAUUUAAAGAAAAAGACUAAUUUUCUACGAGAGACGGAACGCGAUCGAGGCGAUUAUUUAAAAAAAACGCAGUAAUGACAAUCAAAAUUUGUAUUUUUCGAAAAAAAAAAAAAUUAUCAUGCCAAAAAUGUGAAAAAAAAUUGCCCGUACUAAUAAUCGUAUUCCAAAUAAACGGGGUACCAAAACUAGCUUGUUAUCCACUAAAAAUUAUAUAUAUUUUUAGAUAAAAAAAAGACGUACUCAAAUUUUGUUACGUUCGCAUUUAAAGCGCAUAAACUUGCAGUAGAAUAGAAAAAAAUUGGUUUUAAAAAGAACAAAAAAAAAACUACAAUAAAAUCGCACCGAUCGCGUUCCAUCUCUAAUCGACGUUUCGCGCGCCUGACGAUGAAAUCCGGGCGAACGCGAAACGUCUUCGGAGAGGUUUCUGUAAAAUGUUUCGAUCCUAUAGCAAUACCAGUUUUGCCUGAUGACGGGAAAAAAUACUCCGCGCUUGUUUAGCUUCUCGCGAAAGACACGAAAACGGACCCUUUACCAAUCAACUCUCUUGUGCCAAAACGAUUUGUUGUUGGGUUUAGAGCUCGAGCGACAUUUGCUCGCGUUAUUUAACUUUUAUUUCGGCGUCUGUCUUCCAAUUUUUAUAAACUUUUUGAUGUUUAUCGAAAAUCGACUCCGCAGGAUGAAGUAGUUUGAAUUAUUUCAUCCUGCGAAGGUGUACACGUUUGCGUUAUAGAAACUAAAAACGUCGCUAUUUGUUUUAUUAUUUUUGCCUUUGUUUUGUUUUUGAUUGAUACAGCAAUAAAAAAUAUUUAUUAGUUUUUUCUUGUUAAUAAAAUAUAUUUAGUGAAAUAUACUGAGAGAUAUCUUAAUUCGUUGGUUUUUUUUACUCUUUACUCUUAUUAAAAUUACAUACACAAUAUUUUAUCUUAAUUAAAAGCGUCUUACGUUUUUCCCACGGUCGUAUAUUUCUAACAAUAAGGUCUGGAAACUGCCUUUUUGAGCUUCACAAACGACAGUUCGAGCUGUCAAAAACUUCAAAAAUUAUUUGACAUUUCGAGGAGAAAAUGGUGAAAUACAUUAACCAAAGAUACGUGAGGCAAGAUAUUAACAACAAAAUCAUUUUUAGUUCAAAUAAAACCUUUCUUAAUACUAAUUCUACACCUUGCUCCAUUUCUAUGAGUGGAACAAAGAAAGGUUGUUAAAAUGACAGUUUGUCGGAGUGAAAAGUUGUAAUGACACAAUGUCACUCUUUCUUUUUCCUUUGUAAGUGUCUAAUGAACGUUGUCUUUAUCGCACCCAUGGCCUAUACAGGGUGUUCUCGAACUUAAGGUAUUACAUUCUAGGGUUGGUAGUUUGCAUAAUUUGAGACUGAUUCGCAAAUUUCGUUAAAAUAGAGCCAUUAGAAAUAAAUGCAAAGAGGAAUCGAAAGGAAUAUUAGCUCACCUAUUUUGUUGUUGAAAGCUGCUUAAUUAUUCCAGAACAUCACUAUAACGAACAAGAACUAACUAAUCUAGGAGCACUUAGAUCACUAAAGUCUAAUCACAAAAAUAUAUUUAACCCCGAUGUUAUAAUCAAAACAAUACAAUUCUCACUGAAAACGAUCGGUAUCGAUAACGUUUUUUUUUAAGCUAGAGGGCGGAGGGGGAAAUUUGUACUUGCUGAUAAAAUACACCGAAUCUGUUUUUUUGAGUUCAAAUUCCGAUCAGCUGACUAUUUCGGCCAGGGUUGUAUUCGCUCUUUGCAUUUAUUUCUAAUGCCUCUAUUUUGUUUAUUAUAUUUUUUUUAAAAUAACGAAAUCUGCGAAUCGGUCUCAAAUUAUGCAAACUACCACCCCUAGAAUUUAGUGCCAUAAGUUCGAGAACACCAUGUAUAACCUAUAUUGCAAUCAAAAAUGUAGGCCAUGGGUGCGAUAAAGACAACUUCCAUUAGACACUUAUAAAGGAAAAGGAAAGAGUCACAUUUGUGUCAUUGCAACUUUUCACUCUGACAACUGUCAUUUUAAUAAUCUUUCUUUGUUCCACUCCAAUCCUUUACAACAUCGCCUCCUAGCGGCCCUUUUAGGAACACCGUUUCUUCUUCAAAUAACGGGACAAUAUUUCGACCUCUGUUUCCAGACCUCAGAAAUACACGACCGUCGUUUUACCUUAUAAAAAAAAAGCACUCGCGCACCGUUCGAAACAACCCUUAUCACAAACUAUCUGAUGUGAUCGGAGAAAGUCCUUUGGGUCUCCGUGCGAUGGACGGCGCCGCGAUGGCCCUCGACGUGCCUCGCCCGCCUCAGGCGGCCCUUCUGCGUGGGGAACACCAGCCCGGGCCCCUCCUGGUUGAACACCGGCACCAGCCACAGCAACUUGUUGCGCCCCAGCACGUGACAGACGUUCUCCACCAAACCCAGAUCGUAGGUGGUGUAGCGGUUGCUGAAGUUCGGCGGAUCGAGGUCCUCCACCAGCGUCUUGUUCUUGGCUAUCAGCGAGAAGUGCAGGAAGAUGAAGAUGAACAGUAUCGGCGCGAUGCAGCAGGACGUGAAGAACCUUUCGUUCGAACGCCACCGAUUAUUCUCUGAGUAAAGUAUUUUAGCGGUACGUACCCGGCGACCACCCAGAUGUACUGGUGCGGAUUGGACAGCGUCGACUCGAAGAAGUCGAUGAUCACGCGGAAGGUGGUGCAAACGUAAAACAGCGAUAAUAAAAAGCAGUAGAACAACGCCAACAGGAAACCUUUCUGGUUCGUCAGGCAGAUGCAGGUGUUCAACCACUGGCAAUGAUGGUCCAUUUUCAAUAUGCACGUCUCGCAUUGCGAGCAGUGGUGCGCCCUGUCCGGCUUGAAAUGGAAACAUUGCCUGCAAAACCUACAACACAAUCAUCCACGGACUCAUCCUCUACCCGUUUGCACCCACCUGAGGUUGCCGCUCCUCGUCCUGCAGUACAUCCUGAUGCCCUUGUUCUGGUAGAAGGCGGUCAGCACCACCUGCUUCUUGUCGUCGGGGCUGCGCAGCAGCGUCCUGAUCUGGAACGUGGUCAGCCGGUAUUUGAGCGGCACUUUGGCGGUGGGCUGCAUCCAAGUGGCCAGCAACGACCACGUCAUCAUGUAGAAGAAGAACUGGAAGACGAUCGGGUAGACGAUGAAUUCGGUCAAAUUGAGGUUGUCGCUCAGCAAGACGACGAAGCCGAUGAUGUAACUGUGGUACAUGAUCACGUAAAUCAGUAUAAUUAGUAUAGGGAAUAUGUUUUUUGUAUUCAUUCCGUCACGUUGACAAAUGUGAGGUGCGAUUAAUCAAAAGACGCGCUUACGUUGGACUGUAUAGGUAGAAGAAUGUUGCUUUAUUAGCAUAAAAAGAAGAAUGUAUCUGGAAUUAUCUCUUGCUACAAUUUAUCUACCGGAUUAAGGUUUAAAACCAGUUGCCUGGAUGAUGAUUAUUCCUCCAGAACCUUCAGUACGAAUUGGUUAAAAAAUAAAACGCCUACAUUUAUUAUAGUUAUAGUGAUAAAUAAGUUUAAUCGUUAAAUAUAAGAUAUAAUUUAAUAUAACAAAUCUCUCAAACUAUCAAAAAAGUGUAUAAGUCAACAUGUAGAACCAUGUAGUUAGGAAAAAAUCGAAAUGUACAAAUACAACGCUCGAAGGCGCGGCCGAGUCUCCAACAAACUUCCUCCAUUCCACCUCAAUCUUACAACAACUAAUGGAAAAAAUCGUUACGAAAAAAAAACCCCCAACCGCCCUGUUGGUGUUGGUGUGUGUCUAAUUCAGUCUUAUUGUGUUUCGUCCAAGUCCGAUGGCGGAUCCAGCGAAGUGUGUACAGUCACGCUGACUCCCCUGUUGAUGCUGACGGCCGGAUAGAAGACCCCGUACAGGUCCCUGAACGCCACGUUCCCCUGCGGCUCCUCGUUCACGUAGAACGCCAGCGUGUGGUGCUCCAGGUCGAGCAGCACGCCCACCGUCGAGCCGAUGCCGAUGCCGCCCUCGAUGCGCUGCUCGUGGGCCCCGCCGUGCUGGAACCACGAUCGCUGGUUGUCGAUGUACAUCGCCCAGCCCUUGUCGUCUUUGCCUGCGUGCAGAAUUCGAUUAGCUCGGAGUGGGAUCGAUUUUACAGUCACCUUACCGAGCAUCUUGUCUCUGGCGACGUCGAUGCGGGCGACGCCGAACGAGGGAUCGGUGUCGGUGUCGUACUUCUCGACGGUGAACUCCCAGUAGUGGAGGCCCCGGCUGAAGCCCAGGCUGCCCAGGGCGACGCGGUGCUCCCAGCCCUCGCCCGUCACGCGGGUGUUGUUCUCGGUGUACUGCAGCCCGGGGCCGGAGAGGACGGGAUCGAAGGUGAACCAAGCUACUGUAAAGCGAAGCGAGUGCGUUAAAGACGAGAUUAGAGGCGGUGAAUCGGGGAGUUGUACCGUCGGCUGUUUGGAGGCCUAUUAGUUCGCUGUAUUCCCCUUCGCCUGAGCUGUUGAAGGCCUUCACUCGGGCGUUGUAUAGGCUGCGGAAGUGCAAACCGUCCACGGUGCAAAUGGUCUCGUUGCCGCAGUAGACCUCCUGUAUAACCGGAAAAUGGAUUAAGAAAAUCGUCGUGCACGUGGCGAAAAUUGGCAGCGAGCGGUUCAAAGACAUUCCCAAUAUAAGAAUAACCUUGCGCGGUAUUUUUAGAAAAUAUUUUUAGUUUAUCGUCGAUUCCAGCUCGACUUAUUGUGAAACGGGGACAAUUCGAUCCGACUAUUUAUAGUGUUUCGUGCGAGUUUUUCGAACUUUUCGUGUUGUUUUUUUUUUAUUUGCUUACCCUGAAAUCCCCGCCGUUCCCAUCGUCCAAUUCCAGCACAUAUCCUUCGACAUGACUGAUACUUGGUGGUUGCCAAGCUACUGUAACAGAAUUAUUUUCAGCAUUACAUUCUUCCGGGAUUAUGAUAGGAGCCACUGGAGCUGAAAACAUGCAUAUUUAACAAAUCAAUCAUUCUAUCGAUAAAUAGUAAACAUAAUCGACUAAAGUAGCUAUGAGAUAUAAAAUCAUGCGUAAAAUAAGCAUUCAUAAAUACGAUAUUAUUAACGCUUACGUUUAGUUUGUAUGAAAUUUAGUUGUUUUAUGGCAGAAUUUACGGGUGCAUCGUCUAAUGUGAGCUCGAAUUGGGGCGAAACCUGAGGAAUCGACCAUUCCUUUUGCCACGCUUGAUCCGUAUCCACCACCCUGUUUAUCAGCAUUGUUCCUAUCUAAAAAAAUCCACCUGUUUAAGUACAUUUUUCUAUUCAAAAAAACCACAGUCCUAUAUUUCUAAGGUCUGAAAACAUGGGUCGAAAAAGUGUCAAGUUAUAAAACGGGGUUCCUAAAACGGCCGCUAGGAGGCGAUGUUGUUGAUUAGCUAAAGAAAGGUUUUAUUCAAACUAAAAAAUAGAUACAAAAUAUACCUAAUUAAGCGAGGAUUUUGUUGUUAAUAUCAUGCCUCACGUAUCUUCGAUUAAUGCAUUUCUCCAUUUUCUCAUCGAAAUGUCAAAUAAUAAUUUUUGAAGUUUUGACAGCUUGAACUGUCGUUUCACACAACCGCGAUUUAAAUGUAACGCGACGCUGAUUGGCUGAGAUAAGUUGGUUCUCCGAUCGUUCGACACGGUGCGGCUCAAAAUGAAGCUCAAAAAGUCCUCAAAUAACGGGAAAUACAUUCUCUAACGCAUAAACAUAGGAAGUUUCCAGACCUUAGAAAUAUAGGGCCGUGGUAUCGAUGAUACAAAAACCGACAAAAAUGACAUUUCGUAUGACAGAAAUUUAAUAGAGGCGGGAACGAUUUU
Phyllotreta striolata is the source of this 9068-nucleotide messenger RNA. NCBI's taxonomy places the organism in Eukaryota, Metazoa, Arthropoda, Insecta, Coleoptera, Chrysomelidae. The record is from the annotation of a GenBank genome assembly.